AAGUUUGAACUAACACAAAUCCCUCGAGAGGAAAACAAACGAGCGGAUUGGCUAGCGAGAAUUGCGAGCUCGAAUGAUGGGAAGAUGGGAAGUUCUAUCACCACUAUGCACUUAGAGGGAAGCGUGUUGGGCAAAACGAUGGAAGUCGAGGAAAAAGACGACUGGAGAAAUUCAAUUCAUGAACUUCUGCAAGGCCGAGUACCUAUGGGGGAUAAGCAGGAGGCAGAAAGGGUUGCUCGAUAUCUAAGCAAAUACUUUGAAGUCGACGGGAUCAUGUUCAAAAAAUCUCUGGUCGGGCCUCACUUGCGAUGCGUCUCCGAAGGCGAAGGAAAUCAUGUCUUGAGAGAAAUACACGAAGGGUGUUGCGGAGCACAUGUAGGAUCACGGGCCUUGGCAGGCAAAGCCCUGCGAGCAGGAUACUAUUGGCCCAAGAUGCGAGCGAUGGCAGAACAGCUGGUUCAGAAAUGCGAAAAAUGUCAACGACAUGGGCAAAUCACGCACAUCCCCGCCGAAUACAUGACGACCAUAAACACCCUGAUCCCCUUCGCGCAAUGGGGAAUCGACUUGGUAGGACCACUACCGAUGGGAACAGGGCAGAGGAAAUUCUUAGUAGUCGCUGUCGACUAUUUUACCAAGUGGGUCGAAGCGGAACCGUUGGCGAAAAUUACGGAGGAGAAAAUGAUCCAAUUCCUGUUUAACAAUAUCUGUUGUCGAUUCGGAGUCCCAAAAGUGCUAAUUUCUGAUAAUGGAACUCAGUUCCAGGGGAAACGAAUUCAGGCAUGGUGCCUCGACAUGGGAAUAAAACAAAGGUUCGCCUCGGUCGCACACCCCCAGGCAAAUGGGCAGGUCGAA
This is a messenger RNA of Striga hermonthica, 852 nucleotides long. Lineage: Eukaryota; Viridiplantae; Streptophyta; Magnoliopsida; Lamiales; Orobanchaceae. The record is from the annotation of a GenBank genome assembly.